Trichosurus vulpecula (common brushtail) is the source of this 1122-nucleotide messenger RNA. It is a transcript of the gene SMIM30, whose product is annotated as small integral membrane protein 30. Bases 243 to 428 code for a protein of 61 amino acids. The transcript is spliced from 3 exons. The record is from RefSeq and is a predicted model, not a curated record. NCBI's taxonomy places the organism in Eukaryota, Metazoa, Chordata, Mammalia, Diprotodontia, Phalangeridae.
UUUAGCCUCAUUCCUGUAAUGGCUGCUUCCUGUCCGGUAACGUAAGAGGCCGGACCCCAAGCAUCCGUAGCUGCUGCCUCAGCUGCCGCAGCGCGGGGUACUGCUAGAGAAAGGUACCACGAAGGGAAGCCCCGGGACCCUCAGCCACGAGGGAGAGCCCCCCCCCGCACCGCGCCUGCCAUAACCCGGCCCUGGGAUACUAGCCUUGAUUAUUUUCCUUCAGCCCUCAAGAUCCAGGCAACAUGGCCUCCGUUGGGGACCUCUCCAAAGUGGUCCUGGUCCUCCUCUCGCUGCUCUGUGUGCUGCCUGUUGUGGAAGCAGUAGAAGCUGGAGAUGGCAUAGCGCUUCUGUUGGGCAUGUUUCUCAGCCUUACAGGCAUCUGUGCCUGUUUGGGGAUAUAUGCCAGAAAGAGAAAUGGACAGAUGUGACUUUGUGGGGGCUGGGGUCUCCCAAGUCAAACAUGGACCUGAAAACCUCUCUGUGUUUGAGAUUUCAAACUGAGAAAUCAGUUUCUUAAACGUCAAGGUCCAGAUAGUAAGCAAAUGGUUAUUUUCUAUGGAAGAUGUUGCCUUAACAUGUAAAAGCUGCUUUAUGUAAAAAUGGAAGGAGGGGCCAUUUUAUUCACAUUCAGUAUAAGCUUCGAGGUUCACCGGGUGUGACCAUUGGCCAAUAACUUGUAAAGACUUGAUAGGAUGAAGGGGUGGAGGGUGUUGUCAAAGAAUAAAACAACUAUCAUUUAACCUAAUGAUGUUUCAUGGCUUCUGACGUAAUGAAGAUACAGGAAAAAGGAACUGCCUGUUUAAAAUUGUUGGAUGUCAGAUAUUUUCUGUACCCCAAUAUUAAGAGGAAUGGAGGGAUCCUUGUUCUGUAUAUCAAAAAAUUUGUCUAGUUUGUAGCCCCAGAUAAAUACUACAGUUAAACAUCAAAGUUCACCUGGUAGGCAUUUGGAAAUUUAGAAAAUUCUCUCUUCAUAAGGAAUUUAGAAACAUGAAUGUUACUACAUAUUUGCUGUUUAAAUAAAGGAAAGGUUUAAUGUUUUAAAAAACAGUUUUAUAUUAAUUACUAAGCCCCUCUGUGAAGCACAUUAAAAUAAACAUUAUACUGCUGUGCUGAUGAAAUGAA